This is a messenger RNA of Oncorhynchus nerka (sockeye salmon), 4574 nucleotides long. Its product is annotated as calpain-8-like. NCBI's taxonomy places the organism in Eukaryota, Metazoa, Chordata, Actinopteri, Salmoniformes, Salmonidae. Gene Ontology annotation, molecular function: calcium ion binding; calcium-dependent cysteine-type endopeptidase activity. The record is from RefSeq and is a predicted model, not a curated record. Gene Ontology annotation, cellular component: cytoplasm. Bases 942 to 2753 code for a protein of 603 amino acids. The transcript is spliced from 22 exons. Gene Ontology annotation, biological process: proteolysis.
UGACUCAACCUUCGCCCCGGACCAGAGCUCAAUCGGUAUGCCUACCGAUCCGGAUCCCAAAAAGGAGAUCAAGUGGCUGCGACCCAAGGAAUGUUUGGUGAUCAUCUAGGGAUGCCUUGAAGAUGGACAAGUCGAUCGUGAUCGACCGAUUGGUGACAACUGGGCUACAUCAGGCCCCCCCCCCAGCUAUGCAGUGCUAGGGAAGGAAAAAAAGUGCAUCCAGGGGGGGCCCCAGGACAGAGUUUGGGGAACCCUGGUCUACAUGAUAGCCAGCCAUGUGGUCACUCUCAAAAACAUACUUCUAAAUUGCAAUAGUCACAUUUCUUAGUCAUGCUUAUUUUAUGGAUAUCUGUAGCCUAUGUUAUCAUUUUUACAUUGACAUUAUGAAUUGAGGUUGAUGAGGAUAUGAGUAGCUCUAGUUGUGUACAAUUGGGUGAUGCUCAUGGACAGAUGUAGGCUACACCGGAGCUGACUCACUGUCAGGUGUGGUCUAGUUCUGAGGAAGAUAGAUUGAUCUGCUGGAGCGUAUUCAGAGAGAGAAGAGAGCGAAUUGACAGAACGGAGAAUGUUCAGAGAGAGAAAAGAAAGAGAACUUACAGAGUUUGUGCCAAACAGCUGGACAGGAAAUCACUAAAAGCAGAAAAGACAUGGAAAGAGGAGAACAACCGAAGAAGCCAUGAAACGUCUGUGAUGCAGUUGAAAUCAGGAACAUUGCUUUGUCAUCAUCCAGUCAACUGUUAUGUGAAUGAAACAAAGAGUUACACAUUCCCUCAGACAGUGUAAACUGUAGUCUUUGAACUCUGCCCUGUGUCUCUCUCUCUCUCUCUCUGCAGGAGAUCAGUGCCAAUGCUGUGUUUGUGGAGGACACAACCUGCACCACCGAUAUCUGCCAGGGCCAGCUGGGUGACUGUUGGCUUCUGGCUGCCCUGUCCUGCCUUACCAUGCACCCCAAUCUCUUUGUCAAAGUGGUACCACCUAAUCAGAGCCUGACAGAAUCCUAUGCUGGCAUCUUCCACUUCACGUUCUGGCAGUAUGGUGAGUGGGUGGAGGUGGUAGUGGAUGACAGGCUGCCUGUACGCGGAGGCCGCCUGCUCUUCAGCUACUCCUGUACCCGCAACGAGUACUGGAGCGCCCUGGUGGAGAAAGCCUAUGCCAAGCUGAUCGGGUCAUAUGGCAGUCUGAAGGGGGGUAAUAUCUCUGAGGCGAUGGAGGACUUCACAGGGGGCAUAGCCUACUCCCUACCUGUAUCCUCACGCACCCCCAGGAUCAUGUGGAAAGCCCUCUCUGAUGCCCUGUCCCGUGGCAGCCUGCUCAGCUGCUUCAUACAGGCUAGUAACUAUCUUGAGAUAGGCACAGUGACUGCAGAGGGACUGGUGAAGGGCCAUGCCUACGCCAUCACAGACACUGACACGGUGAAGAAUUCGGCUGGUGAGGCCUUGUUACUGAGGCUGAGGAACCCCUGGGGCUUUGUGGAGUACUCUGGACCCUGGAGUGACAAGAGUAAAGACUGGGAUGAUGUGAAUGCUGCUGAAAAGAAAAGGAUUGAGCUGAAAAAUAGUGAGGACGGAGAGUUCUGGAUCAGUGCGGAGGACUUCAGCAAGCUGUUUGGCACAGUGGAGCUGUGCAGUGUGGACCCUGACCCCAUAGUGGACGAGGACACACCCACCGACCCCGACUCCCCUGCCGCCCCCAUCUCUUCCUGGACCCUCAGCUCCCAUAAAGGCUCCUGGGUAUCGGGCUCCACUGCAGGGGGAAGCUGUACUUACCCUCGAUCCUUCUGGAAGAAUCCCCAGUUCCAGCUUGUCCUUGCCGAGCAUGAUGACGAUCAUGCGAUGACUCCGGAGGAGAAGAAGGUGGCCGAGAAUCAGAAGGAGAAAGCGAAGCAGUGCACCGUGUUGGUGGAACUACUGCAGAAAAACCGGAGAAAGAAGGACAAAGUCAACUUCCUCCACAUCGCCUUCCACAUCUACAGGGUUCCUCCAAAGCUCCAGGGCCUGUGUCUGGACCAGAGCUUCUUCUCUUCCCAGCAGCCUGUGGGGAGUUCUGGGAAGUACCAGCCCCUGAGGGCUGUGUGGAGGGAGGUGAGGCUGGACCCGGGAAACUAUGUGAUUCUGGCUUCCACCUACAGUCCCAACCAGCCUGCGGAAUUCUUCCUCCGCGUCUAUUCCAAGACCGGCAACAAUCUGGGGACCAAAGAUUUCACCUGCUCCACUGGCUUCAUCAUGGUAAUGUCAAUGCCACCAGUGUUGCCAGAGGAUCGCAAGAGAGUACAGAAGACCUUUGAUGAGAUGGCGGGGCCUGACGACAAGCUGAAUGCUAAGGAGUUCAUGAAGCUGGUUAACUCAGUUUUGGAGAAAGACUACCAGCUGCCACUGGAGACAUGCAGGCAGCUCAUCUUUGGAGAGGAUACUGGGGGGCGUAGCAGUCUGACCCGAGAGCAGACAGAGCCUGUGCUGGCCUCUCUUCGCAGUCUGCAGUCCAUCUUCUUCAAGUUUGAUCAGGACUCUUCAGGGACCAUGAGCCCCUUUGAGCUUAGUCUGGCCCUCCAAGCUGCAGGGGUGCAGUGUGAUGGCCAGGUCAUACAGGUGCUGUGGGAGAGGUUUGGCUCUGGGGAGCCGCAUCUGCCUUUCCAUGGCUUUGUGGCCUGUGUCACCAGGCUGCGCAAGCUAUUCGCCCUGUAUAAAUCAGAGAGCAACCCAGAGGUCAAAGAUGUGGGAAUCAAUGCCUGGCUGCUCCGACUCCUGACCGUGUGAGUGUGCUCUGCAAACGGGGUCUCUGCGUGGGCACUGCAGGGGCAUUCUGUCUGACCAGGACCAUAUGAUAACAUCAUGCUUCUGUCGGCGUCCUCGUCCACACACACACACACACACACACACAAUCCCUGAACUUUGUCACCAUACUAUACACCACUGCCAUAUUGUCCUAUAGUGCUUUACAUUCAUUUACAUGGAUAGUACCUCUGGAGUUAGUGUCACUACUAAUGUAUUUGAUGUGUACACAGAUAUGAAUCUGUAAAUGUUCAUUUGUUUCAGCUAUUUCCGCAAAGUAAUUGAGUCAAGUAUUUUCAGUUUUACAGCCAAGUAUUUCUUAAAACUCAAAUAAUGAGGUGGUAUUGCCCAACAGCUAAAAUAAUGAAAAUGUAUUUGAAGCUCUGGAAAUUAAAAUGAAAAACACAAUAAUGAAAUGUAUCCGAAAAUGAAUCUUUGCAAACAUGAAUCUGCUUUGAUAAUGUAAAAUUAUUUCUGUGUUUAUAAAUACAAUCCAGCCUCACACACACACGGUGAGUACGGCCUGCCCCGGUGAGGGAUUGAAGGUGAGGUCUCAGCCGCGCUGCACUCGCCAUCUCUAUUCUUAUCAUACUGACGCCACGUACAGCAUCAACACGCACUCGCCGCCUCCUCCACUACGUUCCCUCGCUCCCUCCCUCCUUUGCUCCAUUCCUCCCUCCCUCGCGCUCUCUCUAGUAACUCUGUCUCACACUCUGCCUCCUUCUCCCUCUGGUUACCCUCCGUGCUCUGUCACACACAAACAUUUAUGCUCUUGUCCUUUCUCCUGAUUCUCCUAUAAAUAGAAGCUUUGCUCACACACAGCUUCUUCCUGUUCGUCUUUAUGCGACUACAGACAGGUUGCCCGGUUGCCCGUGGCAACAGUCCAUCCACCUCGGGACAGAAAGGGAGCGUAGUAGACAGAUGUGUAACGUGACUCUAUUUCUCCACCUUUGUCUCUCGGUCUCUCUGGAUUCUGGUUCAGCUGACUGAGUUCUGUAUGAGGUGAGUUAGUGCGACAGCUGUGGUCUAGCCGAGGGUGGAAAAAUAGACAUCACUGGGCCCAAGAGACAUAAUACACAUGUACCAGGAUGGGGCCCUCCUUUCUGUGUCUCUCUUUCCGCUAAAAAACAAACACACCACACACACCCUAGGGGCUGUAUCAGCUCAACCCAGCAAAGAUAUCAUUACAUGUAUUGCCCUGUAUUGAGUCAUCUGAAAUUCAACAGCUGAAUUUGAACCAAAUUUGAACUGCCUUUUACCCCUACCAAAUGUAUCCAUCUUCUCCUUUCAUCUCCCCCCCACCCUCCUUUCCCUAUUUUUUUUUUACAAUUCCUAAAAUAGCCCACUAAGCCCCCCAUCACCUGCUCUAUGCAUCCACCCCCCAACCCACUGGUGAGGUACUGACUGUGAUGCUAAAGGCUAGAUUAGUAGUUCCUGCAUGUAGGUCUAUAGACAGUGGUGUAAAGUACUUAAGUAAAAAAUACUUGAAAGUGCUACUUAAGCUGUUUUUUGGGGUAUCUGUGCUUUACUAUUUAUAUUUGACAACUUUGACUUUUUCUCCACUACAUUCCUAAAGAAUAUACUGUACUUUUUAGUGCAUACAUUUUCCCUGACACACAAAAUUACCCGUUACAUUUCGAAUGCCUAGCAGGACAGGGAAACGGUCUAAUUCACACACAUCAAGACAACAUCCCUGGUCAUCCCUACUACUUGUUAUCUGUCAGACUCACUAAACACAAAUGCUUCGUUUGUAAAUUAUUUGUGUCUUGCAGUGUGCCCCUGGCUAUCCGUAAAUAAAACAUGAAA